AUGUCCUUCAAGGGCUUUCAAAAAUCCCUGGUCAGAGCGCCUCAAACGUUCAAAGCCAAGUUCAAUCUAGGGGAACAAACAAAAGAUGCCGUCUAUAUUGAUGCGGAACGGCGAUUCCAGGAGUUGGAAACCGAGACGAAAAAGCUGCACGAUGAGAGUAAAAAAUACUUUGAAGCUAUUAAUGGCAUGAUGAACCAUCAGAUUGAAUUCUCUAAAGCGAUCGCCGAAAUAUACAAGCCAAUUUCAGGAAGAAUGUCCGAUCCGGAUUCCCUGGUUCAAGAAGGAAAUCCAGAGGGAAUCAGGGCAUGCGAAGAAUACGAAGAAAUUUGCAAGGACCUCUUGGCGACUCUACAACCAGAACUGGAAAUGAUUGAGACAAGAGUGAUUCGACCUGCCGAUGAAUUAUUAGAGAUUAUCAAGGUGAUCAGGAAGACUGCGCUCAAACGCCAACACAAGCAAUUAGAUUAUGACAGACAUCGAGCUACACUCAAGAAACUACAAGACAAGAAAGAGAAGACUUUGAAGGAUGAGAAAGCCAUGUAUAAAGCGGAGAACGAUGUUGAACAAGCAACUCAAGAGUUCAAUUAUUAUAAUGACCUCUUGAAGGACGAGUUACCUAAACUUUUUACGUUGGAGCGCGAGUUUAUCCGUCCAUUGUUUCAAUCGUUUUACUAUAUGCAACUGAACGUCUUUUAUACCCUACACGAGAGGAUGCAAGGAUGUGAUAUUGGAUACUUUAAUCUCCAGCUUGAUAUCGAGGAAGGUUUUGAGGCGAAACGAGGCGAUAUUCGAGAUCAGGCAGAAGCUCUUUCCAUUGUGAAGUUUAAGACGACAGGUGCCAAACGUCCACCAAAACCUCUUGCUCUCGGCGGACCCAACCGUCUUGCCAUUGAGAACAAGCCAUCUACAUCCACAGCGCUGACUACGACUCCAAACCGCCGCGCAUCCACCGACUUCUCAUCGUCGGAAAAGCCACCACCACCCUACUCCUCGAUGUUAUCUCCUACGAAUCCUGGUAACAGCGUAAUGCGAUCGGCGUCGACAGGUAGUUCAUGGGGUGCUGCCGCUAAAGCGAAGAAAGCGGCACCUCCACCACCAAAACCGAAGCCAUCGAGGCUCAGCGGUGCGCCAGCUGCGGAGACUGCUACCGCAUUGUAUGAUUAUGAGGCACAAGCAGAGGGUGAUUUAAGCUUCAGUGCUGGAGAGACAAUUGAGAUUGUGACGAGAACUAGUAAUGAGAAUGAGUGGUGGAUUGGAAAAAUUCACGGAAAACAAGGACAAUUCCCUGGAAACUAUGUCAAAGUCAACUAA
This is a messenger RNA of Botrytis byssoidea, 1311 nucleotides long. RefSeq lists its product as uncharacterized. Gene Ontology annotation, molecular function: protein binding; lipid binding. The transcript has 3 exons. NCBI's taxonomy places the organism in Eukaryota, Fungi, Ascomycota, Leotiomycetes, Helotiales, Sclerotiniaceae. The record is from RefSeq and is a predicted model, not a curated record. The coding region runs from base 1 to 1311 and encodes 436 amino acids. Gene Ontology annotation, cellular component: actin cortical patch; Rvs161p-Rvs167p complex; medial cortex. Gene Ontology annotation, biological process: plasma membrane tubulation; endocytosis; actin cortical patch localization.